GGACCCUCGGCCAAACGUGACAAGCCUGCAUGGACUUCACAACAAACUGAGGGAUAAUACAGUUUUUAUUUUCUUCUUUCAACUUAAUGUGAGCUGCAUGGUGCAGGAGGGUGUCUGUGCACAGUGUGGCUGUGGAUGAACAGACGGUGGCCUGUUGAGAGCAUAAAGCCUAAACAUGGUGAGGCUGGAGUUGGAUCAAGUCGUGAUGAGGAGGAUGAAGGAAGACGACAUUGAAAUAGUCAAAGCCCUCAUCAAGGAGGGCUGUGAGGGCACAGAAAACCGUCUCAUCCUCCACAUCCUCACUCGUCCACUCUGCCUUUUCAUUCUGGCAGUUUUCUCUUCAAUCCUGCGCUGCCUGGUGCACUCCUUUAUCAUGGCCCUUGCUAUUCCUGUCUUCCUGCUAAUUAUCUUUCUCAAAAUCACCAUGCCACGGUCCACAGGGGUUCUGGGCAGCCACCGCCCCUACUGGGAUUAUGUGGGUAGCAGCUUUAGGGGGACACAGGAUGAGACUCUGCAGAAUCCCUUCUGCAGGAUCAGUGGCAAGACACCUGUGACAAAAAAGCAAAGGCACAGGAUUGGAGCCAAAGAAAAGGACAAAGAUACAUCAACAGAGAAGAUAACCCCAGAGAGGGAAGGGGAAGCGGGGCAGGUGUGGGUUGCAGACUGUGAGGGAGACAUCCUGGGCUGCAUUUUUCGCGAGAGUGAGCAACGAAAAGGUAUAGGGAGGAUCUGCAGGCUGGUGAUAGGCAGCUGGUACCGCAGAGAGGGCCUGGGCCGGCUUCUUGUCCAGAGUCUGGAACAGAGGGAGAGGGAAACUGGAGCACACAGAGUAUACGCACAUGUCCCUUACCCUUCCAAGGUGGGGGAGGCCUUCUUCAGGAAACUGGGUUAUCAGCAGCUGGGGGAAGGUACUGAUGAAGAAGAAGAUAGAGACAGGAAGCGGGAGACACCAGAGAGAGGCUUUCUGGGAUACUCACUGACUAAGGUGUUUUACAAAGACCUGUGAUUGAGUG
Molecule: messenger RNA, 1013 nt
Organism: Scomber japonicus (chub mackerel)
Lineage: Eukaryota; Metazoa; Chordata; Actinopteri; Scombriformes; Scombridae
Gene: nat14
Product: N-acetyltransferase 14 (GCN5-related, putative)
Exons: 4
Coding region: 176-1006 (276 amino acids)
Molecular function (GO): N-acetyltransferase activity
Source: RefSeq, a predicted model, not a curated record